CACACAGUCAAGUCUUGCCUCGUGUUGUCUUGUCAAAUGGUUUGGCCACAACACACGUGCCAUGCCGUGUGCCACAGUGUCUCUUACUCCCAUCCACCUCUUUGUCUUGUCCCCACAUCCCGGUGCUCACGCCGGCCACUUCAAGGCUUAACUCCCUCCCUCCCGCACUGAGCCUUGCAGGCCACGUCUCUCCUGCCCUGCUCCUCACUCGGGAAAUUUCUUUGCAGGCUGCUGGCGAGAGGAACUGUCAUCCCAAGCCCUCCACCAUGGCCGCCGCUCCGAAAGUUUGCGUCCGUCGCAUUAAGCUUAUCUGUCUCAUGGAGAACGCAGGCAAGGACGUCUUGACCUUCGUGUUGAAGCGCGGCGCGCUGAACGCCCCCGCCACGCCGUCGGGCAAGUCCCUCACUGACUAUCUUGACAACCUCCCUCAAGGCUCGACAGCCAACUAUGGGAGAAUGAGUAACAAACAAAAAAAAGCAGCAGUGAACCACACCGAUCGCCGCCAAGCACAACGCUUCCCUUUAUGGGACAAUUUUGAUGUGACUUUGCUCUGCAAAGCAAUAAAGCUGACGUGCGAAGGCCUGGCGAGAGAUGGCGAUCCCGAAUGGCGGAACCAGAACACCCUGGAGGGAUUGGUAACGAAAAUCAAGGAUGAGAGGAAUGAACUCUUUCAUGAAGUGAAAUCUUUCAGCGAGGCAGAGUACCAGCACAAAGUCAACGAGUUAGAACACCUCUUUAUCCGAGUCCUCGCCGCAGCCAAGACCAAAUACUGCAUUCCUGACGCAGAGGUGACACCCGUGCAGGACAACGCCCGGCAGGUCACUGAUACCUUCAGAAAAACAGGAAUGGAGAAAGAAAUUUUAAAAGAUUAUUUCAGUAUCAUGCACCAAGAAUUUCUGAAAGACAGUCAGACCCACCUCAAAACAUUCUAUGAUCGAGUGCAAACCUUUGAUCCUCUGUCCUUCCUUACCGACUCACCAAAACACCACCAUCACAUCCAGGACAUUUUCUGCAAGAUGUCCCUCGUGGAAGGAAGAGGACACCUCCAACAGAGGCGAGACAUCGACACUUGCGACGUGCUGACGGUGACGCGCCGCGCGGGACAGAAUCCACAGCCGUCCACAUCCUCAUCGGCCACGCCGCCCACGCACGGCGCCAAGCCACAGCUCAUCCUGAUCAGGGGCGUGGCAGGAAGCGGCAAAACGACCCUGCUCACCUUCCUUGUCUCAGAGUGGCUUCAGGAGCCCGGCGCCUGCACCAUCAAACACCUGGACGAGUACGACAUCGUGGUGCGUGUCUUGUGCCGCGAUGAUGAAGGCCCAUCUCUCCAGAACUUCCUCAAAGUGAUCCUCCCAAACCAUUUUGCUGUGAUGGACGAACACCUCAUCCCCCUCCUACAACAAAGCAAAGUUCUCUUCCUGAUUGACGGCCUGGACGAACUGUCGCCAGGCACUCCAUCACACAGCCUUGUGAAGGACAUCAUCAAUAUCUCGAAAUACUCGCCAGGCUUCACACUCGUCUGCACAUCGCGGCCAGAAACCAUACAAGACUUCUUGGCCAAAUUACCUGAUGGUUAUGAGGUGUGGGACAUGGAGAUGAAAAGUGUUAGCCAUGAACAAAGAAUUCAUUUUAUCAUGAAGCAUUACAACAGCUUCCCAGACAAGGGGGACAAAGACCCUGAGAGGCUUGAGUACCUCAUGAAACACAUUGGCUGGAAGGAUUACCUGGGCCUGCCAUUAAAUUUAUUGUUCGUGGCAACACUUUUCUACAUCGAUCAAGACAAGAUCAAAAUCACCACCACCCAGACCAGCCUGUACGUCACCAUAAGAGAUUGGUGCAUAGAAAAACUGCAGGCCAGACUCACAGAUCAUCCACGAGACACAAAGACCCGCGAGGUCCUCAUCUCUAUGGUUCUACAAGAUAUAUACGACAUGUCAUUGCAAGGUCUUCUACAAGACCGACUCACUCUGUCAAAACAGGAAGAGCAGAAGCUGAUUUGUUGCUGCCUUGGAAAAGGAUUACCCAGCAAGGAAGUCAUCCCAGCGUUUUUCAAUCUUCAAGACACCAGUGACAGGCUGGGGCAUCAUCAGAAGUACGCAGCCCCACACAAGAGCCUACAGGAAUUCUACGGUGCAUCAGCAAUCGUCCACAAGCUGGUGGAGGACUCACACUCAGCAAACAUACGACGCAUGCUUCACGACCCGCCGCGCCAACAGCUCCGGAACUUGAGGAACCUGCUCCAGUACGUGGCAUGUCUCUUCUGCCACCCACAAACACCACGUCGAGUUUCAGACAUACGACGCAUGCUUCACGACCCGCCGCCAGAACAGCUCCGGAACUUAAGGAACCUGCUGCUGCACGUGGCAGGUCUCCUCUGCCAUCCUAACACACCACUUUGUGCUGCAGCCAUACAUGAGGUGGUGGACCUGCUGGCGGAGACUGGUGUGGAAGACUGUGGUGAUUGGCUGUCCAUGCUGGAGGACACUGAAGUGAACAGGACUGCCUUGGAUUGUGUUGUCAGACACAUUACAAGUGAUGAGAGUGAGGAGAUAACAAUAACAGACAGCACCAUCACCAGUGCCAGGGCCCUCCUCCCCCUCAUUCCCUCCAAGGAGGUACAGAUAGAGCUAAGCAGGAAGGAAUCAGACGUGCAGGGGCUCAUCUUUGAACACCACAAAUACACUGAGCUGUCCCUGCACCACCAAUACAGGCAUCCAGACCAAGCCACUCUCUGUGACUCCUUGUUGCGUGCCAUGCCCAGGAGUCACCUUCACUGGUUCACGGGUCACCUAAGUGGUGCCGGCACACAGCUGCUGCAGGAGUGCCGGGGCCUGGUGGGGCUCCGCCUGGCCGUGUGUGACCAAGACGCCCAAGAGGUUCUGGCCGCCAUCAGCGCCGUCCACGCGUCGCUGCCUCAGCUACGCGCCAUCUACCUACACGUCCCCGUGGGUGCCGUGAGGACACAGGCGUGCACCACACGGCUGCCUGGCGGCCCAGUGGUGACCCUCGUGUUGUCUGGCGUGGACGAGAGGCUGCUGGAGGAGGCGGCCCAGAUAGCACAGCUCCUGCAGCCCACACAGCGCCCAUACUGGAGCAUCAGCUUCCCCGGCAGCAGCAUGAAGGCAGAUGUGUGGCAGCGCUGCCUUCACAAGCUGGCCAAUGCCGGCGUCACGGUGGAUGGUGGUGUUGGUGGUGGUAUUGUAGCACCGCGCACCAGCCCCAUCACGGAGGAGGAGCACAGGGAGCUGCACACCCUUGCCAGCACCACGAUGUUAGGUGCCUUCACCAGCUGGCCUGAAGAGAACCUGUGGCGGUAGUUCGUGUAAUCCCCGUGACGGCCAGACUCAUCGGUGCUGGAAGUGCAUCCACUCACGAGGCAAACACCUGGGCUGCAUUUAUCCUACUGCAUUGUGUGUGUACAAGUCUACAGUGUGGCGCUCUCUCUCUCUCUCUCUGAUGAUUCAAAUUAUAUUCUUAAGUUUGUUAGAAUUCUUAACUCUUAAUGUAGUUUCUCUCUCUCUCUCUCUCUCUCUCUCUCUCUCUCUCUCUCUCUCUCUCUCUCUCUCUCUCUCUCUCUCUCUCAUGAUUCAAAUUAUACUCUUAAGUUUGUUAGAAUUCUUAAGUCUUGAUUCUCUCUCUCUCUCUCUCUCUCUCUCUCUCUCUCUGAUGAUUCAAAUUAUAUUCUUAAGUUUGUUAGAAUUCUUAAGUCUUGAUUCUCUCUCUCUCUCUCUCUCUCUCUCUCUCUCUCUCUCUCUCUCUCUCUCUCUCUCUCUCUCUCUGAUGAUUCAAAUUAUAUUCUUAAGUUUGUUAGAAUUCUUAAGUCUUGAUGUCUCUCUCUCUCUCUCUCUCUCUCUCUCUCUCUCUCUCUCUCUCUCUCUCUCUCUCUCUCUCUCUCUCUCUCUCUCUAAUGAUUCAAAUUAUAUUCUUAAGUUUGUUAGAAUUCUUAAGUCUUGAUUCUCUCUCUCUCUCUCUCUCUCUCUCUCUCUCUCUCUCUCUCUCUCUCUCUCUCUCUCUGAUGAUUCAAAUUAUAUUCUUAAGUUUGUUAGAAUUCUUAAGUCUUGAUUCUCUCUCUCUCUCUCUCUCUCUCUCUCUCUCUCUCUCUCUCUCUGAUGAUUCAAAUUAUAUUCUUAAGUUUGUUAGAAUUCUUAAGUCUCUCUCUCUCUCUCUCUCUCUCUCUCUCUCUCUCUCUCUCUCUCUCUCUCUCUCUCUCUCUCUCUCUCUCUCUCUCUCUCUCUAAUGAUUCAAAUUAUAUUCUUAAGUUUGUUAGAAUUCUUAAGUCUUGAUUCUCUCUCUCUCUCUCUCUCUCUCUCUCUCUCUCUCUCUCUCUCUCUCUCUCUCUCUCUGAUGAUUCAAAUUAUAUUCUUAAGUUUGUUAGAAUUCUUAAGUUUUGACUCUCUCUCUCUCUCUCUCUCUCUCUCUCUCUCUCUCUCUCUCUCUCUCUCUCUCUCUCUCUCUCUCUCUCUCAUGAUUCAAAUUAUAUCCUUAAGUUUGUUAGAAUUCUUAAGUCUUGAUGUAGUUUCUCUCUCUCUCUCUCUCUCUCUCUCUCUCUCUCUCUCUCUCUCUCUCUCUCUCUCUCUCUCUCUCUCUCUCUUUCAUGAUUCAAAUUAUAUUCUUAAGUUUGUUAGAAUUCUUAAGUCUUGAUGUAAUUUCUCUCUCUCUCUCUCUCUCUCUCUCUCUCUCUCUCUCUCUCUCUCUCUCUCUCUCUCUCUGAUGAUUCAAAUUAUAUUCUUAAGUUUGUUAGAAUUCUUAAGUCUCUCUCUCUCUCUCUCUCUCUCUCUCUCUCUCUCUCUCUCUCUCUCUCUCUCUCUCUCUCUCUCUCUCUCUCUGAUGAUUCAAAUUAUAUUCUUAAGUUUGUUAGAAUUCUUAAGUCUCUCUCUCUCUCUCUCUCUCUCUCUCUCUCUCUCUCUCUCUCUCUCUCUCUCUCUCUCUCUCUCUCUCUCUCUCUCUCUGAUGAUUCAAAUUAUAGUCAUAAGUUUGUUAGAAUUCUUAAGUCUUGAUUCUCUCUCUCUCUCUCUCUCUCUCUCUCUCUCUCUCUCUCUCUCUCUCUCUCUCUCUCUCUCUCUCUCUCUCUCUCUCUCUCUCUCUCUCUCUCUCUGAUGAUUCAAAUUAUAUUCUUAAGUUUGUUAGAAUUCUUAAGUCUUGAUGUCUCUCUCUCUCUCUCUCUCUCUCUCUCUCUCUCUCUCUCUCUCUCUCUCUCUCUCUCUCUCUAAUGAUUCAAAUUAUAUUCUUAAGUUUGUUAGAAUUCUUAAGUCUUGAUUCUCUCUCUCUCUCUCUCUCUCUCUCUCUCUCUCUCUCUCUCUGAUGAUUCAAAUUAUAUUCUUAAGUUUGUUAGAAUUCUUAAGUCUUGAUUCUCUCUCUCUCUCUCUCUCUCUCUCUCUCUCUCUCUCUCUCUCUCUCUCUCUCUCUCUCUCUCU
Molecule: messenger RNA, 5414 nt
Organism: Scylla paramamosain (green mud crab)
Lineage: Eukaryota; Metazoa; Arthropoda; Malacostraca; Decapoda; Portunidae
Exons: 6
Coding region: 267-3317 (1016 amino acids)
Source: RefSeq, a predicted model, not a curated record